Molecule: messenger RNA, 2802 nt
Organism: Porites evermanni
Lineage: Eukaryota; Metazoa; Cnidaria; Anthozoa; Scleractinia; Poritidae
Source: the annotation of a GenBank genome assembly
AUGGAAGACUUGAACAUUUUCCAAGAGAAAGAGGGGGAAUUCACGGGACCAAGGCAUGCGUUGAUUAAAAAUGUAAGAAUUCCUUUUUAUGAACCCAACAUAGAUAAAGAUUUUGAAAAGGAUCUAAGCCGUUUCGAAACCAGACCAGACGAUGUAUAUGUUGUCAGCUAUCCUAAAUCAGGUAGGAUCAUAGUUAAAUACCUUGCACGUUGACAUUUAUUAAUACAAAAAAUGGUGAUAUUUUCGGUGCGUCGGAUAUCAUCUUUUCACAAAAUACAACUUUCCGAAAAGUUGUACUCAACUGACAUGGAAACUAAGGGACGCAACGGCAAUAAGCCAUCAAGUCUUCUGAAGGGAGCCUGUGCCGACAGACGCUGUGAGCUCGAGUAUGUAGCAUUAUAAAACUUAACUGAUACCCCCCUUAAGAAACUAGGCCAGUGAUCCUCCCCCCGCAUUUACGAAGAGAUCUCACAGCUUCAUCAUCAGAAUGAGGUUGGCCGAUAGAUGUGUUUGUAAUGUACUUUAUCUUAAGAGGAGAUUUUUUUUUUGCUUCUUCCCCUUUUUGUGUCGUCACGCAACGCUUAGGAAUGGAUGCUUGCGUGACGACACAAAGGUAUGGAGAUGUCACAGCUUGGUAAUGAGUGUGCCAAGAAAUAGCAAUCACCGUAUCACAUUUUAUCGCGUCAUUCCCACAGGAACAACCUGGCUUCAGGAAAUUGUUUGGCAGGUGUACCAUAAUGGUGAAAUAAGCAAAGAGGGAGUGGAGAGUCGAUACCCGCAACUGGAGAAAAGUCAACUCUUUCAGAGGCCCGGGGAUGAAUCUCAAGCUGUCCUUAACUCUCGACCCAGUCCCCGACUCAUCAAAUCGCAUCUUCCCUAUCACCUGAUACCAAUGAGUGAAAAUGAGGCCAAUAGAAGCAAAUAUCUCUACAUCGCCAGAAAUCCAAAAGAUGCCGCCAUUUCAUUUUAUCAUUUUGUCAGCAGUUUUGGCCCCGCCAGCCAUUUUAGUGGAACUUGGGAGUUCUUUGCAAAACUGUUAAUUGAAGGCAAAGGUAUAAAUUCUGUAAAAUACCUACUUGAAUAUGCAGAUAUUGACUAGAAAUUUAUGCAGCCCGAGAAAGGCUAAAAGUUGCUAAAAGACUGUUCCAUUCAUCUGAUAAUUUCUCCGGUUUUUUCCCUUGAACAUCUACGAUUGAAAAACCCAUUUUAGGAGAGAUCAGAAAAUCUUUCGUUUACCCAACAUAUAAUUUUACAGCGCCACUUUUAUUAUAUGCCUCCGCAAAGAUUAAAAAGCAAUGCUCAAGAUAGCCUUAAAAGACCUUCAGUACUUAACGCAUUUGAGAGAACAGGACGCUAAGUGUCCCUGGAGUAUUUCCCUUGCGCCCAAUACUUUCUAGUACGUCAUAUUCUUUGGAACAAAAUUACUGCAAUGUUGGAUAUAGACUAACUGUUAAAUAGACUAGGAAACAGUAGGUUUUUUUCCCUCAUAAUCGGUUUUUAAAGGCGCGAUGCGGGUGAGUCUCACUUUUUUUUUUCAACCUCUAGGGCGUUUGUUUCCUGAUCUACUCGAAAAUACGGGCUGUUUUUGCCGUCUAUGUAGGCUACAUCAUUUUAACAACCCAUAUAUUUCCAAACAUUGCCUCAAUGCUAAAUUGCUGCUGGUUUCUUUGUAGGAGCGUUUGGUUUUUGGUCUGAUCAUGUUUUACCAUGGUGGGAACACAGAAACGAGCCACAUAUUCUGUUCCUUAAAUUCGAGGAUUUGAAGAAGGUAAGUAAACUGUGAUGUUUUUGUUACAUGUACUUUUUUCUAACACCCAACAGCGACCGUCCAAGAAACACUAGUGAAGAUGUUUUUACUGCUUAAAUUCCUUUCAUCGUUGAACCUGACCUAAAAGCUGAUGCUAGAGAAAUUUAAGAAUCAGUUUAUAAUUUUCAGGCUCUUCGUACUUCGCAUAGAACAAAGCGCGAAACGCGACUGACUGGUGACGAAGCGCAAUGGACCAUGGGAAGGAGAAAGAAGAGAGGCGAAGCGCCGUCUCGCCCGUUUUCUCCUUCCCGCCUUUCUUUGAGCGCCAAUUUUCAUCGAGAGACGUCUGGGUACGAGGCAAAUGUUACUACUAGUCGGCAAGAGAUUUCGCGUUAGACUGGGUCAGUUUUGUGUUCAAUAGCCCACGUUCGAUGAAUGUUUAAAUUGUGACACUAUCGGAUGCUGUUACAAGGUUGCGCAGAGAACAGAGUCAAAAGUCCUUUCCCAAAACACGUCCCAUAGUGCAAUUCGACACAACUUUGACCCAGUCUCACGCAUAUCCUCAAAAUGGCCAAUGUUUUUAUUUAUUGGUUAUUAUCAUCAUCAUCAUUACUGCCACCACCACCACCAUUAUCAUUAUCAUCAUCACCAUCGUCACCUUUAUCAUCAUCAUCAUCAUCAUCAUUAUCAUUAUCACCAACACCACCAUCACUAUUACUAUUAUUUAUUUGUUUAUGUAUUUAUUUAUUUUAUAUUUGUACUGGAAUCUGUUAUAGGACCUAUACAGUAAUGUUGAACGGAUCAGCAAGUUUCUCGGAAUCAACCUCCCAGAUGAUAUGAUCGCCAGAAUUGCCCAUCAAUGCACGUUUGGUGAAAUGAAGAAAAACGCCGCCAAUUUUAAAGUUGAUAAUAAUCCCUCUAAACCAAGUUUUCUUCGCAAAGGUGAAGUUGGAGGGUGGAGGAGUCAAUUCAGCGAAGAAUUAAACAGACAGUUUGAUGAGAGGCUGUUUUCCAAGAUAAAAGGAACAGGAUUAGAAUUUGAGUUUGGAGAUUAA